This is a messenger RNA of Spea bombifrons (plains spadefoot toad), 1368 nucleotides long. Its product is annotated as G2/mitotic-specific cyclin-B1. The transcript is spliced from 9 exons. The coding region runs from base 74 to 1270 and encodes 398 amino acids. The record is from RefSeq and is a predicted model, not a curated record. Gene Ontology annotation, molecular function: cyclin-dependent protein serine/threonine kinase regulator activity. Gene Ontology annotation, cellular component: mitochondrial matrix; cytoplasm; nucleus. Gene Ontology annotation, biological process: mitotic cell cycle phase transition; mitotic metaphase chromosome alignment; regulation of cyclin-dependent protein serine/threonine kinase activity. Lineage: Eukaryota; Metazoa; Chordata; Amphibia; Anura; Pelobatidae.
ACCUUGGAUCAGAAGUGUGCUGUUGCUGACUGAGAAGCGUUAUUCGAAAGAGCCGGUUGAUCGCUUUACAAACAUGUCUCUGCGGGUCACCAGAAACAAGCUUACUAUAGCUGAAAACAAUGUGAAGGCCGGUGUUGCUGGAAAGAGGGUGGUGGCCGCCAAACCAGGUUUACGGCCCCGCACUGCCUUGGGAGACAUCGGCAAUAAGGCUGAGCCUAAAGCAGCUCUGAAGAAGGAACUGAAGCCUGCGGUGAAGGUUGUCAAGAAAACAAAGGCUGUGGACAAAUUACCAGAACCAUUGAAGGUCAAAGAAAAUGUUUGCCCUAAACCUGUUGAGGUGGUGCCCAGCUCUCCCACUCCCAUGGAGACAUCGGGUUGUAUUCCUGAUGAUGAGCUGUGCCAGGCCUUCUCUGAUGUCCUGAUUGAAGUGAAGGAUGUGGAUGUUGAUGAUGAAGGGAACCCAAUGCUGUGCAGUGAAUACGUGAAGGAUAUCUAUAAUUAUCUGAGGAGCCUGGAGGAUGCUCAAGCAGUGAAGCAAAACUACCUCCAUGGACAGGAGAUCACAGGCAACAUGCGUGCUAUACUGAUAGACUGGCUGGUCCAGGUUCAGAUGAAAUUCCGCCUGCUUCAAGAAACCAUGUUUAUGACGGUUGGAAUAAUCGACAGGUUCUUGCAGGAGCAUCCAGUUCCUAAAAACCAACUGCAGCUUGUGGGAGUAACAGCCAUGUUCCUUGCUGCAAAGUAUGAAGAGAUGUACCCUCCAGAGAUCGGAGACUUUACCUUUGUGACAGAUCACACCUAUACAAAACUCCAAAUCAGAGAAAUGGAAAUGAAGAUCCUGCGUGUCCUCAAUUUUGAGAUCGGACGGCCAUUACCCCUGCAUUUCCUCAGGAGAGCAUCCAAAAUCGGAGAAGUCACUGCAGAACAGCACAGUUUGGCCAAAUAUCUUAUGGAACUUGUCAUGGUGGACUAUGAGAUGGUACACUACCCACCAUCCAAGAUUGCGGCUGCAGCAUCUUGCUUGUCUCUGAAAGUCCUGAAUGCUGGUGACUGGACUCCAACACUACAGCAUUAUAUGACUUAUUCUGAAGAGGCCCUUGUCCCUGUUAUGCAACACAUGGCCAAGAAUAUCCUCAAAGUGAACAAAGGACUCACCAAACACAUGACUGUCAAGAACAAAUAUGGCAGCAGCAAGCAAAUGAAGAUCAGCACCAUCCCGCAGCUGCGAUCUGACAUUGUUGUGAACAUGGCGCGUCCCUUCAUCUCCUAAAGGACCUUUCCAAUCUGUAUAGUACCGGCUUGUUGGCACCAUGUGCUUCUGUAAAUAGCUUUUUAAAGUGUUUUUAAUAAAGUUCAUUUUUACUGUAA